Molecule: messenger RNA, 1427 nt
Organism: Adelges cooleyi (spruce gall adelgid)
Lineage: Eukaryota; Metazoa; Arthropoda; Insecta; Hemiptera; Adelgidae
Product: ankyrin repeat and MYND domain-containing protein 2
Exons: 6
Coding region: 97-1248 (383 amino acids)
Molecular function (GO): protein binding
Source: RefSeq, a predicted model, not a curated record
AUGAUAUUUUGAUUUACAUAAUAUUUUAAAAUUCAGAAAACGUUUUGACCAUCGAACAUAUUUUAUUGAAUUAACUGCGCAGUGAAAUUCCUCAAAAUGCCCGUAGAAAAAGAUUCCAAAGAAUAUAUCCAAGAAGUUUUUCAAGCUAUAUCGACGAACGAUUUUGACAAACUUCAGGAUUUAUAUUCACAACAUGCUAUGAGUACAGAAAUUUUAGACGAACAUGGCAUGACUCCCUUACAGCAUGCUGCCUACAAAGGAAAUGAACAAAUAGUUAGAUGGCUUCUGCACAAAGGUGCUGAUGUCAAUUCUGGAAAACACAAAUACCAGUAUACGGCAUUACAUUUUGCAGCACUCAGCGGUAAUUCUGUUGUGUGUAGUUUAUUGCUAGGCGCUGGAGCCAAAAGUGAGGUCACCAAUUCGGUCGGUCGCACAGCCUCGCAGAUGGGUGCUUUUGUGGGCAAUCACAAUUGUGUAGCUGUCAUAGGUAAUUAUGUACCUGAAGAAGAAGUCAUGUGUUAUACAAUAUCUGAGUCGGUUGAUAGUGAGCCACAAUUGCCACCUGUGUUAGGGCCUCUUGUUCACAAGUUUAUCAUGAUGACUAAUAUACAUCCAGUCAAAGUAGCUUUAGACAUACCACCAGUCUUUUUGAUAGAUGAUAAUGCAUCAAAAAUUUACAAAGUCUUGAAUGUGAUGUGUGAGCGUGAAAUACAAAAACAACUGGAAACUAAUGAAGUAAUGGCUUUUAAGUUUCAUUAUUUAGCUACAAUUUUAAUUGAAAUAGCCAAACACAAUGAUAUGAAAGGAGAAAAGCAGUCGGAUCCCAAAGAAUAUUUCAUUAAAAAAAUACUAAAAAGUGAAAGUUAUUUGGAACAAUUUCUUAAGGAUGCCAUUCGAAUGUUUCCUUACAGAGAUUGUACGAUUUUUAGACAGAUGGUCGCCAGUUUGACAAGGGGCAAAGAUAGUAUGUCGGCUUUAAAUGUGGUUUUGGUGAUGAUUGGUAAUAGAAGGGGUAUGGGAGUCGACUCAUUUGGCGAGGACCGUGUGUGUGGUACAUGUGCCGAAACUAAUGCUACCAAAAAAUGCGCCAAAUGCAAGGCUGUGCAAUAUUGUAACCGCGAAUGUCAGCGCAUACAUUGGUUUGUGCACAAAAAGGAGUGCAACCGCGAUGCCAAUAGUGGAAACAUACAAACUACUAUUGAUAGUACACAUGUGGCUGAAAGUCUGGCUGAACUCGGUGUUAAGUAAAGUCGCCGAGUAGACUAUAUAUAACUAACUUUUUGAUUGAUUAAUAUAUUGCAUACUAAACUUUAAUUAGUUUAUAAACAAUUACUUAUUGUAUUAACACAAAAAACUGACAUUUAUUUAUCUGUACUUUCCAAUUACUUUUAAAAUAUUUGUUGUAAUAUAAUAUUUUAAGCCAACAA